This is a messenger RNA of Patiria miniata (bat star), 2865 nucleotides long. RefSeq lists its product as uncharacterized. The transcript is spliced from 6 exons. The record is from RefSeq and is a predicted model, not a curated record. NCBI's taxonomy places the organism in Eukaryota, Metazoa, Echinodermata, Asteroidea, Valvatida, Asterinidae. The coding region runs from base 215 to 1951 and encodes 578 amino acids.
UACCAAUGCAUCUUGCAAAGUAGCGCGGACAUGGAUGGAUGGGUUGCAUUUUAUAAUUUAUCAACCAACAAGCAAGAAUUUAACGAUUUUAGGUCACACUGUUCGAAGAAUAGAAUUAUAUUUUGUCAAAUAAGUCAUCUGCUUUUUUGCACUAGAAUAAAAUAGUUUUCCAGGUAUUGUGCAGCCGAGGGCUGCCGUUGGGAACCAAAGAUAGAUGCAAUCAACAUUCUUGUCCCAGAUGUCGCAACAAGAACAACAACAACUGUCAAAACUGGCAGAAUGGUGGCAGUCUUACAGUCAAGCCAUCGCUGCCUACACCAACCAAACCCCACAGCCUGGUCCCCAGUCUGGCACCCAGGCUCCCAAUGUCAAUGUGGCAUCAUCUCCAAACAGCAACUCAGCAGCAGCAGCAGCAGUUGCCGCUGCCCAGUACUAUGGCACGGGUGGAGGAGGGGCAUCUUCAUCCAUGCUUGGCACCUCAGGGAACAGCCCGUCCACAGCCCCGGCUUCGUCGAACCUGCAGUACGCCGAGUUCUAUGCACAGAUGGAGAAGUACUACUCUGCAUGUGCCAGCUACACGCAGGGCCAGGCUGCUGCGUCCUACAACAGUGGAAACUACAGCCAGCAGUCUAGCGGCAGCGGAGGAAGCACCCACUAUUCCUCGGGCCCACUGAGCCAGCAGCAGAACACUGGAUACAGUGCCAGCACUUGGCGUGGGCGAAGUGGUGAACGUGGCCGAGGCUGGGGGCGUGGCCAGAGGGGCAGCUUCGGCAGGGGUUGGAGACAUUACAGCGACCACUGGCCGCCAAGCAAUCAGAAUCCCGCCCCAGCCCAGGGCCAGGACACGUUGAAAGCAAAUCCAGAAGACGUCUUUGACUGGUGGGUGGGGCCGGCUGCAAGCAGUGAGCCAGCCAUCGGCCCCGUUGGGGGGCACUUCAGCAGCCGGGAUGAACGUGUCGGACACCCACGACAGCAUGAUGUCCACAGGGAUGACCACCGGCCGCACGAUGUACGCAAAGAUGACCACCACAGUGACCGGUACCGGAAUGUGAGGGACGGGGACCGAGCACGGUGGAGUCCACACGGCGGAAAGUCCCCAAGAGCGCGAUGGGAUGACGACCGAACCAUACGAGGUGGUUCAAACACAAACAAGACUCGGUCGUCACUCCCCGAGCAUCCCAGUCACACUCCACCCAAACGCAUCCCAGAGUCCAUCAACUUUCGGAGUAUGAACGCGCACAUGCCAACCAACGUGGAGAGCCUCGUGCAACAGCAGAUCCAGCAGAUGAUGUCGCCCCUCCUGGCCAAAACUGCCCCAACGCUCCCUCCGAGACAGUUCACCGUUCCGCCCACAAUCAGGGACAAGCAGACAGAGCCGCCACAAAGUGAACCUUCGCACGCAGGCAGCGGGAAAGACCAUUUGGACUCGAGGGCAGUCAAAGGGGAUCAGAAGAGGGACAGUACUGAGGCUGGCUUGAAGGCUACCACUGAGAGGUCAUCCAGGUCUCGUUCUAGGUCACCAGUCAGGUCAAAGGUUGAGGACGAAGAGGAAGAGGAGGCAAGUGGGGAAGGGGAGAAGAAGAUUAAGAAGCAGGAGCAGCAAGAAGCCAAUAGCGAACAGAAAGAACCUGCAGAGUUAGAAGACACCAUGGAUACUGCCCUUGCCAAACUGAACAGGCCACUGAUUCUGACAGAAGAUGUUCCCUGCCAGUCUCCUGAUAGUAGCAACAAGGAACAUCCUGCAGAUACUGGGCUUGAAGGCUAUGAUUCCUCAAAAAAAUAUGGUGAGGAAUACAUCCGUGAGGUGACUGCCUUCCAGUGUUUCUUGUGUGGCCGUCGUUUCUGGCAGCAGGACGAGGUGGAGCAUCAUUGCCGGAGCCAGGGCCACUUCACCAACUAUCAGAAGUGCAGACUGAACCUGGACGAUGACGACGAUGAUGACGACAACUGAGGAGGUGCAAGUAGAAUUCCACGUCAGGGAGUUCUUAACCCUGGGAGUUCUUGCUGGCAGAAUACCAUCAGAAGUCCGUCUUCGGGGACAGCUGGGAAUUCCAAUGCCUGUCAGAGACCAGCGGAAGACUUGAAUAAGUCUGACUUAUGGCACUGUGGUUCAAAAUUGAGGUUGGGUAUUAAACCUCAUUGUGUGAUGUAACAAUUGCACAUUAUUACGACACUUAUAGAGUGUACAUGGAAGGUUUGUCUUUCCCAUCAACAUAUAAAAUUUGGUUUUAGGAGCUUAAAGCCUAUCUAGUCUUUUCUGUCUGCCCGACUCCGGUGCUUAAUAGGUCUCUCUCAGAUGACGUCACUUCCUACAGAUUGCAUCGGCAUUUUGUGCAUCAAAUUUUCGUGACGUGCAUCGGCUGCGCCGUAUUAAAUGCUAAGAAAUUUUGAGCAGUAUGCGCGCACACGUACCUGAUGAUGUUGAACACUAUGAAGAUGGCUAUCUAUGAGAGGGGCUGUACAUGUAUGUGAAACAGCCAGAACUGUAAAUAUUUCUGAACCCAUUUCUUUCAGUGGUUGUAUUUUUCACAGUUCAUGAUAAUGUGUAUUGCCAUGAAUAUUCAAGAGCCAAAAACAUGAAUACAUCACUGGGCAAAUGUAUUGCUAGAAGUCUUUGUUUUUUCUUCCCGAGUUUAAUUCUAAAUCUUUGUUAUUGAGCUGACAGUAAGGUGAAUUUUUGGUUCAUAGCUUUUACAGAAAAUGUCAAAACUAAUGGCCCCAAGUGUCAAGAAAUAGACUUUUAUCAUGCUGCCACCAUUUAUUUCAGUCACGUUCCCUGUAUCCAAUAACAGUACUGAACAAGGGCGGAUCCAGGGGGGGCCAAAGGGGGCCAUGGCCCCCCCCCCCCCAAAAACGAAACCAAUU